UAACUUUGAACCUUACACUACGUGAGUUUGCCGUGUUGAAUGUGACGAUUCCUGAGCACAGACCACCAGUACGUACCUCUUGCCAAGGCUCGCGCGAUCCGUGCUAGCGCGGGCAAAAGCGGCCAACAAGGACUUCCGACCAAGCGAAGUUUGGCGAGGCUGCAACCUCGUGACUGGUGACCUUGACAACAUCGACAUCUCGAUUGUGCAUGCGGCAAGCACCACGCCGGUCCGCGCUGCGAACCUUACAGACCGAACUCUGAACUGCUUACCUGUGCUGCUCCGCCUGGAGGCGGCAUUAAGCAGACAUGCUGCCCUCAUCUGUCCGACGAGUCGUCGCUGCGGCGCCUCAGUCGCCUGCGGCUCCCUCCUUCGCCUCUUCUGUCUCGCGAGUCGCCGUCGCCUACAGUCUUCCGUACAGGCAGAACGGCCUUCAUCAGCGCCGCUAUUCCUCGUCGAAACCAUCCAGCCCCGAUGACGGCUCCAAAGAUUUUACCGCUCGAGCUUCCGUUCCUACGUCAAGAGGGUCAAAGGCAGAGAAAGCAAAGGGCCAGGCAAAAAAGGUUACGCCACAGCCGCCCAGUGUUCCCAGUACCAGGCAUAUUGGGGAUGAAGGCCUCGCGCUCUCGACCUUCUUUGCUCUUCAUCGGCCGAUCUCAGUGACACAGCUGUUGCCCCGUACAGUGUCCGAGGAUGUCUUCGCCAAGAUCUUCACUCCACGAACGCGGAACAAUAGAGUAGCCGAAGUUCUCUCGACGCUCUCGCAAACGGUGCAGGAUCUAGAGGAGCCGCUCUCGAGAGGGAACCUUGUCAACGGAGAUAAGCAGCAAUCGCACGACGUGCAAGAUGCCGAAGACGGGAUCAAAAUGCUCAGCCUAAAGCACGCCGAUGGUUCCGAGACGGACGUCCACCUGCGGCUUAACUCCAUGUCGGGCCACUUCCUUCCAUACACCCCGCCGCCUGCACCUAAACCCGUCACCGAGGCGGCGCCGGCCGAAGCCGAGUCUGCCAACCGCGCCAUCGUUGAGGAAUUGGCCGAGCAGGAGCCGCAGACACGCGUGUACAAGGCCAUGGUGACAAUCGAGGAGACGGUCGAGGCCAAUGGCCAGUACAAGGUGGUCGCGCACAGCCCCGAGCUGGUCGAGGAGGACACGCCGCCACGGUCGUUCCUGGAGCGCAUGGCGUGGCGCCAGCUGCGGUACGACGAGGCGCGCCGGCAGCAAGGCCGCACCAUGCAGGCCAUCAGCGUCGUCCGACGACGCAAGCUGCGCAUGAAGAAGAAGAAGUACAAGAAGCUGAUGAAGAAGACGCGGAAUCUGCGUCGGAAGCUGGAUCGCUUGUAAAGAGGAGUGUUGCUGGUAAUAUCUCCGUGUGUAAAUAUCCCCACUACCGAAUUUCCUCUACUUCUCAUCUUUGUUUAGAGACCACCAUGGUCCCAUGGUACACGGGCUACAUCAU
This is a messenger RNA of Chaetomium strumarium, 1458 nucleotides long. RefSeq lists its product as uncharacterized. The record is from RefSeq and is a predicted model, not a curated record. The coding region runs from base 309 to 1343 and encodes 344 amino acids. The transcript has 2 exons. NCBI's taxonomy places the organism in Eukaryota, Fungi, Ascomycota, Sordariomycetes, Sordariales, Chaetomiaceae.